Messenger RNA from Ostreobium quekettii, 1233 nucleotides. The record is from the annotation of a GenBank genome assembly. NCBI's taxonomy places the organism in Eukaryota, Viridiplantae, Chlorophyta, Ulvophyceae, Bryopsidales, Ostreobiaceae.
AUGGCUGGAGGCAAUGGCGGCUUGGGGAUGACCGGCGUGGGCGACGUUCUGGACCUGCCGCCCCUGGAGGACAUCGCGCCGCUGACCUCCCACGAGGAUUACGACGCGGGGCCCUGCCUGGGCCACCUGCGGGUGCCCAGCGGCGUGGACCUGGGGCAGGAGGACGGCAUGCUCGUGAAGUCGCCCUCCUACCCCUGCCUGUGGACCUUCGAUGUGAAAGGGGACCCCUACGCCAGCCACAUCCUGGAGCCGGGCACCGAGGAGCCCGACGAGCUCCGGCUGGCCGACCAGCCCUCCGACGACCUCAGCUUCCAGAGCAUCCCCUCCUCGCCCCGGUUCGGCGGCGGCAGCAGCAUGGACGGCCUGGAGAGCUCGCCAGGCGACACGCCGCGGGCGGACGGCGUGGAGGACGCCCCGCGGGGCGGCCUGUUCCCCGGCGGUCGGCCGGCCCACGGGUCUGGCUCAUCCGCCGAGUUCAUGUGCCUCUUGAACCUGCCGGGUGACCCGAAUGCGCCCGAACAGCCCAAGGCGGAUGGCGCGAUACCCGUGGACGGCGGGGCCCUGGGCGGCCGCCGGCCCCUGGCGGCGGAUGCGGUGCCCAAGUGGGAAGUGGACGCGGACAACGGACGGGCCAUGGGGCCUGUAGAGCUGGCGGGGGGGCUGCGGGGAGAGUACGGGAGGAGGGCGCCGGCGAGGGGCGUCAACAGAGGGCGGUCGCUGGACGGGUGCCAGGAGGUCGACCCGGAGCUGCCGCCGGAAGAGGCCAAGCGCGUCCGCAGGAUGUUGUCGAACCGCGAGUCGGCGCGGCGGUCGCGGCACCGCAAGCAGGCGCACCUGCAGGAUCUGGAGAACCAGGUGUCGCAGCUGGCCACGGAGAAGGAGCAGCUGGAGGAGCAGCUGGACGAGAUGGAGGACAGCAUGCGGCGGGCCAGCGACCAGAACGGAUGCCUGAGGCGGCGCGUCGCGAGCCUCAAGGGCAAGCUGCUCAAAUUCGCGGCCGCCAUGCGCGGGGAGGGGCCCAUGCCAUCGGCGCAGGAUCUUGAGGAGGACGAUGUGUUGGAUUCAUUAGGCAGCCCAACACAGACGGACUAUAAUGGCAGCUACCAGGAUGGCAGCUACCCUGUUGCAGGUAGCAGGCAUGAUGCAACAGGGAUGUUGAAGAUGCGCAGGCACAGGGCAAGGGGCAGCAGGUCAAGCGUGCUGGAGCGAAACUCAAAGAGGAACUGUUUGUAA